AGAAAAAAUGGUGCUGCAAAACCUGUUCGCCAUAGAUGGGUUUUUGGUGGAAUUGACCAGGACACCAACGACGCAUUCCUAGUUGAGGUUGAGAAAAGAGACGCCGCGACGUUGUUACCCUUAAUUCAACGUCAUAUUUUGCCUGCGUACAAUGCCAUUGGUAAUAUUGGCUACCAACAUGAUACCGUCAACCAUUCAUGGACGUUUAAGCCUCCUAGCGGUGUACACACGAAUAACGUGGAAAACCUUUGG
This is a messenger RNA of Helobdella robusta, 252 nucleotides long. RefSeq lists its product as hypothetical. The transcript is spliced from 2 exons. The record is from RefSeq and is a predicted model, not a curated record. The annotation marks the transcript as partial. Lineage: Eukaryota; Metazoa; Annelida; Clitellata; Rhynchobdellida; Glossiphoniidae.